Leguminivora glycinivorella is the source of this 8604-nucleotide messenger RNA. It is a transcript of the gene mmd, whose product is annotated as disintegrin and metalloproteinase domain-containing protein 22. NCBI's taxonomy places the organism in Eukaryota, Metazoa, Arthropoda, Insecta, Lepidoptera, Tortricidae. Gene Ontology annotation, molecular function: metalloendopeptidase activity. Gene Ontology annotation, biological process: membrane protein ectodomain proteolysis. The transcript is spliced from 27 exons. The record is from RefSeq and is a predicted model, not a curated record. Bases 7 to 3843 code for a protein of 1278 amino acids.
CGCGGCAUGCGGCGGCGCCCGCUGCUGCCGCUGCUGCUGCUGGCGCUGCUUCGCGCGCACGGCCUGCUCGCCGCCUCUGGAGAAGCUGAUUACACACUGGACGAUUCAUUUUGGAAUGAAGAAAGCCCAGUCGGUGAAGUCGAGCGGCUACUACGCGAGUACCGACAGAACCAGGAGCUAGUGCGGAACAUCGGAGCGCACUACUACCAGAUCAUCUACCCCGUGCAGCUGCGUCACCACGAGAAGAUGGGCAUUUCUACGCGCGAGGUCAACGCGCAGAAGGGACGUGGCUAUGGUUCAGACUAUCAACAGGGCACUCGGUCGCGAGCUAGGACUGGCAAACACUUCCACCGGACUUCCCUCCUCAUCAAAGCUUUCAACCACAAGUUCAGAUUAGACCUCGAGCUUAACACGCAACUGCUAGCACCCAACCUGAAACAAACACACUUCCUUUCAAACGGCGUUGAAACUGAAAUAAGACAAGAAAUCGAGCACUGCUACUACCACGGCACAGUGAAAGACUACCCGGGCGCGUCGGCGGCGUUCCACACGUGCAACGGCGUUUCUGGCGUCAUACACAUCGGGAACGAGACCUUCGUGAUACACCCCUUCUAUGGAGGAGAUCUCUCGAAGCACCCCCAUGUCAUCUUUGAGGCGCGAACGAAGGCGAACAAGGGGUGCGCCAACAAGCUCGAAUACCGCCCGAAGAGCCGCCGGACCAAGCACGUGUCCUUCGUGGAGACGCCCAUGGCUGACGACCCUAUAGCUGUCGUAGAAAGAACGCCACGCUCAAAAGAGGGCGACUGGCGGUGGUGGAAAGACGCCGGUCUCCGGGAGCUGAAGCGACGCAGAAGAGACGUCCGGGAGACAACGAAAUACAUUGAGACAGCCCUCGUGAUCGACCGAGCGAUGUUCGAGCGACGGAACGGCAGCACGCGCUCGGAAGUCGUGCAUGACGCCAUACAGGUCGCCAAUAUCGCGGAUUUGUAUUUCCGGACACUAAACACGCGGGUGUCGCUCGUGUACAUCGAGUCGUGGCAGGGCGGGGACCAGGCGGACAUCGACCGCAAGCUGGACAUCACGCGCGCCAUCCUCAAGUUCAACGACUACACGUCCAGGAAGCUGUUCAAGAUUGAGAAGGACACUACGCAGCUUCUCACUGGCCUGUCAUUCCCCGGUGGAGAGUCGGGUAUCUCCGUACCGGACACAGUGUGCACGCCCAAGUCUGUGGGCAUCUCAGUUGACACCAACACAUACGAGCCACAUCUGCUCGCUGGGACCAUGGCGCAUAUGAUCGGCCAUAACAUUGGAAUGGGCCACGACGACGGCCGCGAACAGUGCUUCUGCCGGGACUGGCACGGCUGCAUCAUGGCACAGACCAUCGUCGGCCUCGACCACGUCCAGCCUUACAAGUUCUCCGAUUGCUCGAAGAACGACUACAUUAAUGAGCUCAGGAUAGGACAGGGGCUGUGUCUUCUGAAUAAACCUAAUGAGCUAAUCGUCCAUCGUCAAUGCGGCAAUGGCCGCCUCGAUGAAGGUGAAGAGUGUGACUGCGGGGCCAUCGACGAGUGCCAAAAGACCAACCCCUGCUGCGACCCCAUCACCUGCAGGCUGACCAAGGAGGCGCAGUGCGCUUCGGGGGAGUGUUGUGAACAGUGCCAAUUAAAACCACGCGGUGUGACUUGCCGUGACGCCGCCAACGAAUGUGACCUGGAAGAAACGUGUACGGGCCUCACUGGUGUAUGCCCGCCUGACGCGUACAGAAAGAAUGGCGAACUUUGCGAAGAAGGCAAAGGCUACUGCUUUGCGGGCACCUGUCCCACCCUGUCCACGCAAUGUGCCAACAUCUGGGGCCCGGGAACAACGGGCGCCGACAAGGAAUGUUUCGAACAGUUUAACUCCAAAGGAGCCGUGACUGGACACUGCGGGAAGGAUGGCAAUGGAUACAUCAAGUGUGAGAUGGAGAACGUAAAAUGCGGUUCACUGCAGUGUCAACUCGGCAACCGGUAUCCAGUGGUUCAAGGCAUGGACGAAUACUACACCAGAACUGUUAUUACCAUCAAAGGGACCGAAUAUGAGUGCAAAGCAACGACCGGCCUACCCGACCAUCCUGAGAUCAGCCCGCUGGGCCUAGUGAGCGACGGCACGCCUUGCGGUGACAACCUGGUCUGCGUCAACCAGACCUGCACUUCCAUAUUCCCGUACAUCGACCACACCAAAUGCCCCAGUGGGCAUAACAACAACGAAUGCUCCGGGAAAGGGAUCUGCUCGAACGCAAACAAGUGCGUGUGUAACCGCGGAUGGACGGGCCCCGACUGCUCGCAGCCCGACGCUCUCCCCCCCACCCCCACCGCCUGGGUGCCCGACAACGCCACCAAGGCCGCCUACAAUAUGACCAAGAAGGAAACACCGUAUGAGAACUACCACGGCUCGAACACGGUGUUCCUCGUGGCGGUGCUAAUGUCUGUGGUAGGGGGGGUAUUCAUUGUAUUUGCCCUGAGCGCUCUCUGCUACAGGUCAGUCGUAGUACACAAAAACUUCUCCCUGUGCCUAAGGAAAAAGAGCACCAUGCCGAAGUACGACCCGCCGUACGUGAAGAAGCCCAUCGCCAAGAGCUUCGGCGCCGGCUCCACCACCAGCAACAACUCGCAGGAGGACAUCUCGCUAGAAGGCGGCAAGAUGCACUCCUUCAACAACACCUUCAGAAAUCUCCUAAGCCGAGGUGACUCCCAGCGAGUAAUCUUCAGACACGGGAAUCACAUGUCGGGGCCCGGCAAUACUAGUAGAUAUCCAGAUCAUAAGCAAAUGAAACGUGUUCAUUCGGGUAGCGAGGAUGAGCCUACGCAUUCAGGCGAAGAAGACAUCGCCUUCAUCGACGUGCAAACCAACUCGAUGGCCAAGGUUCCCGAGAAGGGGAUCCUGAAGAAGCACGCGUACGGAGCGGUGGAUGGCAAGGACAAGUGGGGGGAUGACAGUCAGAGCGAGCAUUUGGAGGCGGGCUCUCAAUCUGACGGCCAGGAGCCGGCAGGGGCUGUGGCUGAUAUGGAGUAUAAGUUUAAGGAUUUGAACGGCUACCACGAAGGUAUAAUCGUGGCGCUAAAGACUGCAGCAGCGCAACGCGCAAGCGCCGGCGGCUCCGCCAUCGGUUCCGGCGAUCUGCGCGCCUUACAAGAAUACGAAUACAAGCGCGAGCGCGCCUCCAGCGCGGAGAAAAUACACGAGGCAGAACUCAGGAGGCAGAGGGGCGGCGAAGAAGAAGAGGAUGAUGCCCCGUCCUGUGGGCCUAUUAGGAUCAGGAAUUUGGAAGAUCUGAUUAGGCAACUGGAGCACCAUUCGAGCAGGCACAUGAGUCCGUCGGGCUCGGAGGACAUUAGAAUGUCCGAGACUGAGGCUGAUAGGCACUAUAGGAUCGAGCCGGGAGAAGUGCCAGCCAACCGCUGCCGUGGUCGGAUCCCCGGCGAGGAGGAAUCCCGGUUCGGCUACCCGCGCUUCCGCGGCAGCGGGCGGCACCACGCGCCCCUCUUCGCGGGGCACGUUCACCCGCACAGCCCGCAUGCGCGGGCGCCGCCCGACGACGACGCGCUGUACGAGACGGCCGACGCGGAGCGGCUGAGGGACGCGCCGGAUAGUGAGAGUGAUGAAUUUAUUCAAGCUCAACAACAGUUAGCCCGGUGGGCGAGUGAAGACGCGGUGCCGGCGGCGGCGGCGGCGGCGCGCGCGCGCUCUCGAGAGUACUUCCCGUCGCCCCCCGGCAGCUCCAGCAGCGACGCGACCCGGGCGGCGCCCGCGCCCCCGCCCCCCGCCACACCCGCGUCGUCCUCCUUCCCCGAGUACAAGCACUGACCGCGCGCUGCCGCUGCCGCGCCACGGAGCUGUGACCGCGCGCACGCAUUCUAAACCUUCUAGACGUAGUGGUACGAGGUAGUCGCCUGCGCGGCGCCCGCCGUCGGGCGCCCGACUCCGGGCGUUGGCGAUUUCGCGAGGCUCCCGGUGUUUCACUGUCGACGAGGUGACCCCGUUGAAUCGAAAUGUUCUAAAGUCUUGACUUGACGUUCGAUCGAAUAAUAAUGAAGCACUGCACUGGAAAAAGCUUGCAAUAAUAAUUAUAUAUGUAUUACAAGAUAAAAAUGGCCAGCCGAUAAUGAAAACCAUCGGAACGUUUCGUUUCUAGAACUUUGUUGGGGUCAUCUUUUUGUCGCAUGUUCAUGACCGAUGUGAGUGUACGUUAUUUGAGAUACCCGAGGAAUUUUGUAUUCAGACUACCUACGGUGGUACAGAUUUAAAAAAUUGGAUUUUAGACUAUAUGUUGAUCAUGUGUAAUAGAACAUUGAAUUGAAAAUGAAUGGGUCUAAAAUUCUAGUCAUAUAUUGUUUAGCUUUACUGACAUUUAGGAGGCGCAAUACUACAACCAAUACUGCCAGUUAGUAAGACUUAUUUGAUGUGUGAAGUGGAAAAAUGUGUGUGUCCAAAAUGACUCAGUAAUCUAUCGUUAUUCCGUAUUAGACUAUCUACAAAAAAUAAUAAUAACUUGUGUUGGACGUUGGUGAUCGAAAAGUUCCUUUUAUUUCAAUAAAAAAUUAUGAUUCGCAGGAUUUUAUAUUGUAAGAUUUAUCAACAAAGCAGGCGUUUGAAUAUUAGUAUCAAUAUAUGUAGUUAAAAUUUUAAUUUUACAUUAAGUUUCCAAUGGAAAAGGUCAUACGAGCUACCUAAUAUUGACAGCUCAUAUAGCUUCAGUAGGUUUCAAAAUAUUAAAAAAACACUGUCCGAAAAAUCGAGAUUACUACUUUAAAAAAAAAGUUGUGUUGUACUUUUACACAUUGCUAUCUCUAGUUAUUUGUACAAUUUCGAAAUUAAUCGGAGUAAUAAUAGAUAACUGUCCAAUUGUCCUCCUAUGUCUAAAGUCAUCAGUUAGAAUAAGUCGUAUGUGUCUAUUUUAAUUAAUCUUCAAGAAAUCGCCAACUCUCGUGCUAGCCUCGCGGCGUGGCGCCGGGCUUGCGCCGGGUACCGGUGGGUACCCACAGGCACCACGGAGCUCGGAGCCCACAGGCGCCACGGCGCGGGGCGGCGAAGGCGCCCGCGGCGGCCCGCGUACGCCUUAGGCUAAUUCGAUGUAACAUGUUGCACUGUUAGGGUAAUCACGUUACGUAUAGUUAUCCGUUUAGAGACACAAUAAUAUUUCACACGUAGCUAAUGAAAUAAAUGAAUAGCGAAUGAAUGUAGGAGGCGCAGCGCGGCGCCAUUCCGCUGUGAAUACGUAUGUAGUUAUUGUUAGAAAAUCGUGUACAUAUACUGAAGUAUGAAGUAUUAAAUGCACAUUUAUUAUGAUUGACUGACUAUAGGAAAAUUAGAUUAAACUGUUGAAUGUAAGUUGAAUGAAGCGCGCCGCGCUCUUUUGUCGCAGUAACUGUUACGUUGAAAUGUUUAAUAAUUAUAUUUGUUCUAUUAAUAUGAUACGCUUUAUAACUCUUAUCUCUGUUCGUAGCGGGGCUAGGGCGCGGGGCGCGAGUGCUAGUUGUAAGCGUAAGUUAGCGUAAGCUGGUCGUUUUAUGGUAGCGUAAGAGCUGCGCGGUUUCGAGGUCCAGCGAGGCGUGGAGCUCGCGUUCGAGAGACUUCCGACCUUCGGAGCUCAAGUAGCUUUGAUUUAGAUAGGCUAUUAACAAAUUGAACACUUAUUAUUAAGCGAAGCUUUAAUGUAACGUGUGUUAGUUUGAAGGAUGUCGAUAUUCGAUGCAGAAGGCGAGCUCAACGUCUGGCCCGAUGGCGAUGCGUUUCUUGGUUAGCCUAAGUUGAAUAAGUUGUGAAGAGUGCUUGUCAGACUGCUCAGUGUGUGUCGAGUAUCGAAGUGGGCGAAGAGCAACCGUCCCGGAGCAACCUCGGUGUCACACUGCCACGGUAUCAUUACUGUCUUAACUCUGAGCGGCCACACGCGUGUACAGCAUCUGAAGUUACUUUAUACUGAUCGGAACAGUUCUGAGCGAGCAAACGUUUUGCUUAAUGGAAAAGCAAGUUCCAAUAGUAAAAUGAAGAAACACACAUUUUCUCAAUGCAUAUUUUGACAUUCCAUUAUAAAAGUGACCUUAUGUUCCAAGUGGAAAGAUUUUUCAUAUGAAAUUCCAUCAGAAUAUCCAAGGUCCUUUAGGCGAGUAACAUCUCAAUAGGCGAGACGACUAAAAAAAACUAUAGUCCGUCAAUUAGAUUAUCAAAGAAUAUUAGACACGUAUUUUUUCUUUUUUCUCGUAACAAAAAAAUGACGACGGUACAGUGCGUUGAAGUUUCGCGUGACGUCACGCCUAGGUACAAUUUUUACUUAGAAGUGACGCCACAAGCCCCCACUCCGGAACUUAGAUGUUCUUUAUCUUUGUAGUUUUUCAUUAAUUAGUUAAAGAUUGUAAAAUAUGUGUUCAGUAUUUUUGGACGAUCUAACUGACGGACUAAACAGAAUGCCAUUUUUUUAUGUAGUCGUCAUCCCUAUUGUUCUCUCAAAACAUCAGGUAAAGUUUGAAUAAAAAAACUCAAUUUGUUUAUAACCUACAUGUGGCCGGCAGGGUCGCCAUGAUGCCGUGGUCCGUGUGACGCCCCUCCGAACACGCCCCACUUCACACUGUGUCAUUUUUACAUCGCGUUUAAGGAAUUUUAAACUAAGCAACAUAACACCAAUAUCAAAAUCAAAGUUCAAAUUCCUUUUAUACCCAGUUGUUGAGAUUGACAUGGCUAAUUUUGAAUGGACACAUAAUGUUUUAUAAAUGAAAAAAAUAUGGUGUUUUAACACUAUGUAAUAUUUGGUUUAUGUUAACUGUAUCUAAACAUAAAUAAUAUUGGAAAAACGAAUAACAAAACUGAGGAAUGGUACUUAUUUUAUUUUCACUUUUAUGACCGAAUGAUUUAAUUGUACUAGUUUAAUGAGUUUACUGGAUUAUGUCAAAUCGGUUAUGUGGCCAUACGGUAGCCAUGUCAACCGAACUUGGAUAGAUUAAGUUGUGAAAGUAAGAAUCUUUAAACAAAUCGAUUUAUCUAGUUAAACAAACAACACAACCAGAGAUCUCGUACCGUGCACAUAUUAUAGACGUAAUAAACGUACGCAUAUUCUAAAACUUAAUGUGAAUUAUAAAAGUUAUCCCAUUUUAUCAGAAAUAUCUAUUAUUAUUAUUGUAUUAAAUAAACGAAUUUAUGCAGUUUAACCUGAAAGAUAUGUACGAUAAAAUGUGUUAUAGUUUCGCGUUUAUUUUAUUGUAAACAAAUUUAGAGAGUUAUCGUUUCAUUCGCGAUUACGCUAGGUUAGGUGGCCCGGCCACGACAUAACUCGUAGUCUACAGUAAAGUAUUAUAAUAUAGACGAGGCGAGAGUCGGCUAUUAUCAUUCCGACGCGACGAACGCCGGGCUCAGCUCGAGCGGCGGGCUCAGGGCGCCAUUUUACAUACUCCGUUUUAAACUUUACAAAUGCACAAAAAAAUGCCAAUUAACCUAAGCCUGUGUAUCAACGGCCUCAACUCUGGGCUCGCCGCUUCCCGCGCCGGAUUUCCAAUAUUUUACGGAAUAUUUGUUGUACUUUAAGUUAGUCUAAAUAGUUACUAUGAACACGUACAGGGUAGAUGUUAUUGCAAUACUCUGUAGCUGGGUGUUGCACUCGCCCGCGCGGCGUGAGUCGACGUAGUUUACAAGAAGAUGCUCAAUUAUUGUAUCCAGAGAAAAACUAAUCUUAUGGCCACCCUAGUUCGAGUGCGUCGACAUCGCGCCGCGCAUGUGAAUUGUACGCCGAACCAGACGGAGUCCUUUUUAAAUAUCCUAUCUUUUUUCAGCUACAAUCCGAUCUUUAUAGUGUUUCAACGUCGGCAAAGCGUACAAGCGAGUGCGCGAUCCAGUAGGCGUCCCGAGCGCGCGUUCAUAAACCUGCAAGCCAGUCUGUGCGAUCACACUGGCACUCGCCCCGUAGGUAGUCGGGGGUCGCACAGACUGGUUUGUACGCGUAGGCCUAAUCGUCAAUUGCGGACGCGCCAGAUACGCCAUUGCUCACGGCAGUGUUCUGCUCGUCGCGAAUCAUUGCAACGGCUCGGGAAGUACCACUACCGCUAAGCCUCACUCAUAUCUGUAAUUGUCUUAGAACGCGGCAUACUUGAAUUGUGACUAGUUAUGCUAGAUGCGUGUAAGAGCGUGUUAUGUACAAAAUGGAAUGUUAUUUUUCAGUGUUUAGAGAUUUAGAGUUAGGAGCUCUGAAAAAUGGCAUCGUUUCAUCCACACCGCUACCUAUUGUAAUGUGCACGAUGGUCGCGAAACUUGCCACCUGAUAGCCACCCUAACAGUGCGACAGUUAAUUAAGUUAACAUUGUAUAAUGUAUUGCACUAAAAUUGUAAAUUAAAAAUGGAGGUAAUUGCUCAAACUGUGUACCGGUUGCAAUGGUUCGCGCAGCCUGAGGCCGCGCCCUAACUAAAUAAUUAGUAUGUUAAACUUAAGUGAUAUUAUGUAAUAUAAAAAUACGAAUUUUAAACGAAAAACGUUGAAACGUCAUUUUCUGUUUGGUUUUGUCCUUGUAAAUAUAUUUGCUAUAUGAUUUACUAAAUGAAUGUAACAUAUUAUUAACAAGAAAAAAUAGAUGAAACAACAAUUUU